Messenger RNA from Linum tenue, 1055 nucleotides. NCBI's taxonomy places the organism in Eukaryota, Viridiplantae, Streptophyta, Magnoliopsida, Malpighiales, Linaceae. The record is from the annotation of a GenBank genome assembly.
GUAUAAUGGAACUUAUCUCAUUCGUUGUAACUGGACUACCAAUUGUAUCACUGGCUGGAAAAUACUACUUGUCAAAACAACAUAACAAAACUUAUGUAUUGUACACGUAUGCGAUACGCUAGAUUCCACAUAUGAAAAUAAUAUUUAAAAUUUAAAUGAAUUAUUUAAUAAUUAAUAUUUUAUAGCAAUAAUUUUUGGUUUAAUAUAAAAGAGAUUGAGAAGUUUCCAUAAUAUAAAACUAUAUUAAUCAGCCGCCCUAAUCCUCCACCCCCAAAGUCUUUCUUAUGAUCUUAUCUCUGUAUUGCCUCUCUAGUAAAUGGAACAAGAAAAAGUAGCUCUAAUACCGAUCUCCUUUCCAUUCCAUGCUCUCCUCUUCUAUCUCCGUUCCCAUUCUUGGAAAGCCAGACAAUCGUAGAACACCAAAUCAACUAUCCUUUCUUCCCUCGACCUCGAUUUGCCGGUCCGGGCUCAGAAGCUUCAACGAGGAUGACAAGAUCAACGGCGUCCGGGCGACGUGACGAACGAGACAGAAGUGGGAUCGCUCCCUCCCUCUCUCGAUCGGAUUCCGAUCUCCGAUCGCCUUUCUUGUUUCUGAUUUAUGAUAGACUGGAGAGAAAACAGAUCGCGAUGGCCAAAACGAUGGCGAACGGUGAUGAGAAAACGAGCAGAAGAUCGAGGAAUUUUUUUCGUUGUGGGAGUAAUUAGUGGCGAGCUCAACAGAGAAGAAGAUUCCCUGUUUCUGGUUUGGGUUGUGUUUGGGGAAGAAGAAGAUAGCAAGGAGAGAGGAGAGAGAGGAGAGGGCUGGCAAAUAAAAAAAGGAAAAGUAAAAGAAUUAAUUGUCCUAGCAAAUAAAAGAAAAAGGAAGAGAAGGUUAAUUGUGCACUUUCUCUCCGAUUUGGGGGAGAGGGUUCAACAGUGGCAUUUUCCUUUCUUUUCCCUCUCCUUGUUACUAUGCUUGCUUUCGGAAACGGGGGAAAGUUUAUUGAAACUCCCACUUUCCGCCCUAAACUUUCCUUUCCCCCCUUUUCCGCUCUAAAUGAACAUAGUGUUUCUCU